AUGGCUACCAAUAUCCUCAAACCCCAAACCCAAGCGAUCCCAAUUACCCCGCCUCCCGAGGUCUCAGCGGAAGCCCCAACAGUCUCCUUCUUAAGCUCAACUUCGACAACGGCCUCAGUCGACCUCGAUGCCAAGGCCCCCUUCCACGCCAUCCAAUCUCUCUUCGACCACCUCAACGCUCACCCGGAAGACAUAAGCAAGCUCAACGCAACCUACCCACGCCGCGGCGUCAUCAAGACAGCCGCUCUCCACAAAACCGAGUCCGAUCAUCGACCUCUCACCAACCCUACCCAAUAUGUCCCGACUAUCCUGUCCUCGGUGAGUAUUCUCGCCGGCGUGGAUCUGUCCACAGCACACAGUUCAUACAACAUGAACUACCGUCUGUGUGACUACAAUCCUUACACGGCUGCUCCUGAGUCUUCCAAUGGAUGUGGAGAACACACUGAUUACGGGACUUUCUCGAUUAUCUUCCAGGAUGGUACGUCUGGCUUGGAGAUUGAGGAGACACCUGGUGUUUGGGUUCCGGUUCCAGGUGAUGCUAUCGUUGUUCUGGCUGGUUGGUGUGCGGUUAUCUUGAGUGGUGGCAGGGUUGCUGCUGCGAGACACCGGGUUCGUCGUACCCCCGGCGUGCGUCGGUUGAGUGCUGUGCUGUUCGUUGCUCCGGAUUUGGAGGUGAAGUUGAAGCCGCUUGGUGAGAGUCAGCCGGCGAAGGCCUUUUCCGAGACUAUUAUGAAUGGGGAAUUGGAUGUUGAGACAUUCAAGGAUGUUAUGGGGAAGAGAUGGAGGUAUAGAGAGGGAAAUGAGGAGAUUGAGAAUGGAAAGUCUCUCUCCCAGGAUAACGAGAUUGAGAAUAUGGUUUGGGGUUAA
Molecule: messenger RNA, 867 nt
Organism: Penicillium bovifimosum
Lineage: Eukaryota; Fungi; Ascomycota; Eurotiomycetes; Eurotiales; Aspergillaceae
Exons: 2
Coding region: 1-867 (288 amino acids)
Molecular function (GO): dioxygenase activity
Source: RefSeq, a predicted model, not a curated record